UUGAAAUCAAAUUACUUAACCCACUAGUCUUAACUUACCCACUGUUAACGUAUUCUACCCAUCCACAAAUCAAGUGUAAUCAGAACUCUGUCAUAAGAGGUUUGUAGUUGGUCGACUUUUCUUAGCUGCCUAAGUCUUGGUGAAGUUGCUCUUUUUAGUUACUUGUGGUCAAGCUGGGUGCAUAUUUUCAAACUUCGUGGGACAGCUGCUGAUCGCCGGUCACACACCUUUCUUGAUUGUGUUGCGUCCGGGUUAUAGAACGCAUACUACUAGCACCGAACGACCGAAGGGUAGGAGUUGGAAAAUCGUGUCUACUAUUGCAGUUCACCGAUAAACGAUUCCAACCAGUUCAUGAUCUGACUAUUGGUGUUGAAUUCGGUGCUCGAAUGAUCAAUAUCGAUGGGAAACAGAUCAAGUUACAAAUAUGGGAUACGGCUGGUCAAGAGUCAUUUCGAUCUAUUACUCGAUCGUAUUAUCGUGGGGCAGCAGGUGCUUUGCUCGUAUACGAUAUCACUAGACGAGAGACAUUUAUGCACUUGACUACCUGGCUUGAAGAUGCUAAACAGCAUUCAAGUUCCAGUAUGGUCAUAAUGCUGAUAGGAAAUAAAAGUGACCUGGAGAGUCGACGUGAUGUCCAAAAAGAGGAAGGUGAAGCAUUUGCCAGGGAACAUGGUCUAAUCUUCAUGGAAACAUCAGCUAAAACUGCUGCCAAUGUUGAAGAAGCUUUUAUCGACACAGCUAAGUGCAUACAUGAAAAAAUCCAGGAAGGUGUUCUAGAUGUUAAUAAUGAGGCGAAUGGAAUUAAACUUGGACCUCAUCAUAACCCGGUUGGUGGCGCUUAUAACAAUACAAUGACGAAUCGUGCUUCUGGGUCCGGCUGCUGUUAA
Heterobilharzia americana is the source of this 887-nucleotide messenger RNA. NCBI's taxonomy places the organism in Eukaryota, Metazoa, Platyhelminthes, Trematoda, Strigeidida, Schistosomatidae. The record is from the annotation of a GenBank genome assembly.